GACACACCCCUCGCCUGUGACCACGCCUCCUCUAGUCUGGGCCACAAACCCACCACCUGUCUCACCCAGGUGUCCAGGCAGUGGGGAGUGGGGUCGCGGCAGCGUGGGCGAAGUGCUGGUCAGGAUGAGACUUUUCCGGUUACUGGUGCGGCAGCUGCGGGGAAGGCGAGGCAAGGGACCGGACCCGGCCGUAGCCCAGAUCAGCUUGAAUGAGCGGCCCCUUGGACAAGCCCCUUGGACCAGCCGGCCUGCCAGGGCCAGGCGGCUGCAAUGGCACAAUCAAAAUCAAGACCUGGAUUUUCCCCGCCACGGAGCCCGGUACUCCAGACUCGGGUACAAUGGGCCUAGGAGGGUGAGCCCCAGGGGGACCUUUAAGUGCUACCUAGAAAAGUCCUCGACUCUAGCCCCAUCUGCUAGCAUCCCUAAACAUUUUAGGGUCGAAGAAAGGGGCAAGGUGGAGAGGUAGAGGAUCUGGAUCCUUGGCGUCCGUGUAAACAGACGCCACUUCCAUCCCCAGCUGCAGAGCUGCUCUGCCCAGCGGAUUCUGCAUCUCUUCGUGAUUAACUGACGGCCCUGUGGCCGGGGCAUUCGAACUUAGGUUGCUGUACGAUCCCAACUGCACACAGGGGACCUUGGGAGCUCCGUGGUUGUGGGACAGCUCCUAAGGGGUUGCACCAGUGUGUGAGAGUGUAUUCAGGCUGCGAAGUGGUUAACCCUGCCAGAAGGGAAGAGGUUCGGGCAGGACUUCGGUGGAGUAGCUCCCUCGGCCUAGAAGCCUGGGGAAGGAUGGGUGGAUGAGUGGGAGGAUCCCGGGUUGGGGGCGUGGUCUUGCGCUGGAGAGCUAAGUCCCGCGUGGCACUGAGCCAAUAGGAGUCGGCGCCGGCCCAGGGGGCGGGGACACACCCCAUGCAGGCUCCGCCCGUUUCAGCCCUUUUCUGGGGACCCGACGGCGCGGACCCAGUCUAACUGCUUCAGCACUUGCUCUGGUUUUGCAGCAGCUCCCUCCCUUUUAUCAGAACCCGUUCUCCUAACCCAGCCCAGGGAAAGGAAGGAAAUCCGAGGAAGACCUGAAGAGCCCAUCUGGGCUCUGGUUAAAACUCAGGUCUGGCUCCAGCAUCAUCCAGACGCCAGGGAAGUCCUUCCUGCCCUCUGAAAUGGCCCCAUCCAAAGAUGGACGAGGCCCCUGGGUGAUGGUUUGAAUCCUCUCCUUCUCUUUCCAAGCUCCAGGCUAGGGAUGUAGCCUGAGACUGGGCCCAUUCUAGGCUUUAUAUAAACUUCUCCGGACUACCUAGCUCGGGGCUGCUUCAAGGAGGCUCAGAAAGACCAGAUGCCAGGCAAACCUUAGGGUGAAGCUUUGACCGAUUUCCUCUCUGGGGUUAGUUUGGGGCCAACACCGAACCCCCGUAUUAACCCUUAGAAGUGCAUGCUGCAGACCGAAGAGAACCCUUCUCAGCUUCAGAAUCCCCACCCAUCUAGGAUGUGGGAGUUCCUGAUGCCUGGAUUUGUCCCCGCCUUCCCCACACUCCACAGCAAACCUCAGUGUCCCACUCCGCGCAGUGGACCCACGUCUCCUGCGCCUGCGCAGCCUAGAGACCAACAUCGUCUAAGGCUGCAAGGAGCUAAAAAUCGCUCCCGCCCACCCACAAGCUGGGCUGGACUUGAGGAUCGCGGAGUGGGGGUGGGGGGGGGUAGUGUUGUAGUGGAGCGGGGUGGAAUGAAGAGUGAGGAGGGAGGCUGUCUAGAUGCCUGUCCAAUUAGGGCAGUAGGAAGAAUCCUGGUGGCCGAGCAGCAUGUUCGUGUUGCCAUCUCGCUGAGUCUGUUCCUCGCACUUCUCUGUCCAAGGCCGGGAAACCGCUCUUGCCGCGCCUUCUCCCGCCGGCUGCCGCGGGAGCUCUCCGUGGUGCUGAUUUCUAGAGCUCCAGUCCGUAGUGCUGAAAUAUGAGCUCAGCUGUUUCCUGGAUUUGACCCUGAGGUGUCUCAGCAGUGCCCUAGACUCCAGUCCGGCUAACAGGACAGUGCCACCCUGAGCUACCAGAAAGGGACAGCUGAACCUCACCCCGUAUCCCAGCUGACUCUUAUCUCAGGUGGACAUGGCCUGCAGGGGUUGCACUCGACCCAGGGGCCUGGCCUGGGCCCUGCAACUGACCCUGGCAUGGAUCCUGCUGGGGGCUUGUGGAGGGAGCCACCCACUCCCACCUAGAUCCCAGAGACACCAUAGGCUGGUGACCAAUUUGGGCCCAAGCCAGCUGCACCUGGCAGAGAUGAACACACCAGAGGCAUCGGACCCUGGGAUCGUCUCAGGGAGCUGUGGGGAGCUGAGCCCCGGGUGUGAAUCCUUCCUGGGAAACCUCCAGGUUGCCCUCCGCAGUCGUUUCCACCUGCUGCUAUUGGGGGUACGCCAGACACAGCCUCUCUGCUCGGAGCUCUGCGAUGCCUGGUUUGCCACCUGCGAAAGUGAUAUCAUCUGCAGCCCGACUUGGCUCCCACUCCUAGAAAAGAGGGGCUGCGAGCCUGGCUGCACCACCUAUGGGCAGACUUUUGCUGACGGAGCGGAACUUUGCCGCUCGUUUCUGGGCUACGCGGUACCAGUGGCGGAUCCUGGCUCUGGUCACUGCCUCAACAUUUCCAUCUCCGUGCUGCCGCGUCCCAGACACGCACGGAGGGCCCGGGAAACCACUUUCCGGCGCUCCCGACGCCCUCGCACCUGGAUCCUGGACGCUGCAAGCAGCGGAAGUGGCAGUGGAAGUGGCAGCGGCCCCUAGGGGGCGCCUGGCCUUGAAUGGAAGAUGCACCCCCUCUCCCCACCUCCGGCCCCGCCGCUCAAGACACCCAGAGUCCCACCCCUGUCCCUCUCUGCAUUCUAGUUUCCAGAGUCCCAUCCUUCCUUUCUGGGGCCCCA
Messenger RNA from Orcinus orca (killer whale), 2899 nucleotides. RefSeq names its product retbindin (gene RTBDN). NCBI's taxonomy places the organism in Eukaryota, Metazoa, Chordata, Mammalia, Artiodactyla, Delphinidae. Gene Ontology annotation, cellular component: external side of plasma membrane. Bases 2091 to 2762 code for a protein of 223 amino acids. The record is from RefSeq and is a predicted model, not a curated record. Gene Ontology annotation, molecular function: riboflavin transmembrane transporter activity; riboflavin binding; signaling receptor activity. The transcript has 9 exons.